CAUUGAGAAUCAGAGCAGCAGCGCCGGACUCUUAUUCUGCCGCGUGUCCGUGCAGCGGAAGCGGCGCGCUGACCGUGUUUCUCCUGUGUGAGGAUGGCGGAUUUAGAUCACGAACAGCUAGAUUUUCUGCGCGAGCGGCACGUGCAUUUCUUCCAGCGCUGCCUGCACGUGCUGCCCGAGAGAUACGCUCCGUACGAGACCAGAAGAUUGACUAUCGUGUUCUUCGCUCUGUCGGGUCUCGAUGUUCUUGAUGCCCUGGAUGUCGUGGACAAGCCCGGUUUAAUUGAGUGGAUUUAUUCCCUGCAGGUUCUUCCCACCGACGACAAGUCCAAUCUCAGUCGCUGUGGCUUCCGUGGCUCCUCUCAUAUCGGUGUUCCCUACAACAGCUCGAAGGGCCCCGGGGCUCCUCACACGUAUGACAGCGGUCACGUGGCCAUGACCUACACGGGCCUGGCGUGUCUGAUCAUUCUGGGAGACGAUCUGAGCCGUGUGUGUCGAGAGGCGUGUCUGGCCGGACUGAGAGCGCUGCAGCUGGAGGACGGCAGCUUCGGCUCUCGCUCCGGUCUCCCGUCGCUGCAGUGUUUCAGUCUCUCACUGUGCCGCUGUUUCUCUUCCUGCAGUUUCCACGCUGUUCCUGAAGGAAGUGAGAACGACAUGAGGUUUGUGUAUUGCGCCGCCUGCAUCUGCUACAUGCUGGACGACUGGUCAGGAAUGGACCGCCAGAGAGCCAUCGAUUACAUCCGGAGGAGCACCUCGUAUGACAGCGGGAUCGGUCAGGGAGCCGGACUCGAGUCUCACGGUGGAUCCACCUUCUGUGCCGUGGCGUCUCUGUGCAUGAUGGGAAAGCUGCAUGAGGUGUUCAGCGAGCGAGAGCUGAAGCGGAUCCGGUGCUGGUGCAUCCUCAGACAACAGAACGGCUUCCACGGCCGACCCAACAAACCCGUGGACACCUGCUACUCCUUCUGGGUGGGAGCCACGCUGGAGCUCUUAGACGUGUUCCAGUACACCAACCGCGAGAAGAACCGGAACUACAUUCUGUCCACGCAGGACCGGUUGGUGGGCGGUUUCGCUAAAUGGCCCGACAGUCAUCCAGACCCUCUCCACACGUACUUCGCUAUCUGUGGCCUGUCUCUGAUCGGAGAAGCGGACCUGCAGAAGGUGCACCCGGCUCUGAACAUCAGCGUGCGGGCGUUCGAGAGUCUGCGGCAGCUGCAGGGGGCGUGGAGGCAGAAGACCACGUGACCACAGACUGAUUCCACAGCAAUAGAGCCAACGUGAGCGCUCGGAUACGCACUGAUGAAUAAAUGAUCGCAUCCAGCAUAAUCAAUUAUUAAAGGUAAAGCUGUCGCUCUUUAGUCGUAGGCCACAAGUUCGUUUCGUCCCCGGCUCGUCUGCCAGAUUCAUCCUUCCUCUUCAAGCAUUUCAUUAUUAGUUUCUGCCUUACAGACAGAUGAGCUGUUCCUGGAGUGAUAUGCACUGUUUAUCCGCUUCUUACUCUUUCUGUGAAAUCUUCGUCCUCUCUUGAAUGUGCCUCAGAUGUCUUGAGGAUGUUAGUGUAUGCUGUAUAUACACAUGGCAUCUCCACAUGAAUGUGUUUCAAGGAUCAAAUAAUUAAAUUAUUUUUUCUAUCCUGUAAUAUCUAGGAGUGACAGUCACGCUGCUCAUAUUUUAUUAUGAUGUAAAGUUAAAGUGCUGAACUGACAGACUGCGAUGUCAAUAAAUGACGAGCUUUUAUCACGUCUGAGGAAUUUAUGACGGUGCUGGUGAGAAACAAGUGUUUAAUAACAAGUUUUCAACGUGUCGGAGAUUUCUUCAAGAGAUUUAGCCAUUAUUCACCUCAGGACAAAAAACCCUCUGUCAAAUAUUACAUUAUAUACUGUAUACAUAUUUUAAUGACAUAUUGAGGAAUAAUGUGCAUUAAGGGUUGCGUGCAUAUUAAUGGCAAUGUGUAUGUGAGCAAAGAUCACCUUGUUAAAUCAUUAACUAAGAAAUGUAUGAACUAUGACAAUAACUGUACAAUAACACAUGUACACGCACGCACACACACACACUUUCUCUCUCACGCACACACACACACGUUCUCUCACACAUACGUACACGCACGCACAAACACACACACACACACACACACACACACAAGGCCUUGUUUGUACUGUUUCUUUUGACUCUUGAAUUACAAAAUGUAAGUGAAGAUAUUGGUGUACACCGAAGUCUUCAUUACGAUUAUUAUUUCAUUAUACAUAGCCACUGAAUGGAAAUGUCUGAAUAAAACUCUUUCUUAUUCUUUUGAGAAAUAUUUUGCCUGUCUGGAUCUACUAGAAUAAGGGAGAUGUUCCAGAGAUUCUUCUUCACUUUGGCUAUUUUGACUGUGUUGUCAUGCAUAAGAAACACAGAAGCAUUUACAGGACAAUGAUGCAGAAUUAUGGGUCAGAGAUUGUUAGGAUUUAAUGUCAAACCUAUAAAACAUCAAAUGUCUGUAAAGAUCUGGCCGCUGUGCUGCAUGUCACGCUCCAGAGGGAGGACAAAACACUGAUGGGUAGAAAAAGGCAAAGGGGGAUCAUCGGUCAAAUACAGCCUUUGCUGGGUAACAUGGUCUUGGACUGUGGUACAGUAUUUAUUCAUUAAUAUUUCAUCAUGUCUACACAAACACAAAGCAGGGCUGAUUUUGUCCUUCAUCUGCUCUCAUAAGUAUUUCGACAUGAUUCUGUCUUUACACUAACACACACGUGCUCAAAUGACCUUUAGCUUCAGGUUAUCUGUUUAUCUGUGAGCUGAUGAAAGUUUGAUCAGACGCAGAUCUACACAAAGAGCUGUCAGUCCCGCGAGGCCACGCCCACCGAGCGGCCGAAUGGGCGGAGUCUCGCGUCUUCAAGAUCGUCGUCGGGUUGAAUGAAAUGUCCCUCUAAAUCCGCGAGCGGUUCGUGACAGAAGCUGUUCCCGCGCGGAUGAUGCCGGCACGAGGAGA
This is a messenger RNA of Cyprinus carpio (common carp), 2965 nucleotides long. RefSeq names its product geranylgeranyl transferase type-1 subunit beta-like. Gene Ontology annotation, cellular component: CAAX-protein geranylgeranyltransferase complex. The coding region runs from base 94 to 1242 and encodes 382 amino acids. Gene Ontology annotation, molecular function: CAAX-protein geranylgeranyltransferase activity. The record is from RefSeq and is a predicted model, not a curated record. The transcript is spliced from 8 exons. Gene Ontology annotation, biological process: protein geranylgeranylation. Lineage: Eukaryota; Metazoa; Chordata; Actinopteri; Cypriniformes; Cyprinidae.